This is a messenger RNA of Amphibalanus amphitrite, 2377 nucleotides long. Its product is annotated as transmembrane protease serine 12-like. Lineage: Eukaryota; Metazoa; Arthropoda; Thecostraca; Balanomorpha; Balanidae. The coding region runs from base 553 to 2094 and encodes 513 amino acids. The transcript has a single exon. The record is from RefSeq and is a predicted model, not a curated record. Gene Ontology annotation, biological process: proteolysis. Gene Ontology annotation, molecular function: serine-type endopeptidase activity.
AAGAAUAGCAUCCUGCUAAAAACCCAGCCCCUACGUCACAAACAAGUCGUACCUGGUCGUACCCACACAUCUGAACCAUCGCAUUCAUUUCAUUACGUAACCGGUAACACGAAACGCUACGAGCCCUUCGGCACGCCGCUUGGCUAAUUACAUGUAAGCCAGCAAACACUUUACCCAAAUCAACGCGGCAGUUACAGUGCCUUAUGAACACCUGUGGUCGUACCACUGAAUCUUAGCAACUCCUCUCGAAGGGAAGUGGGCGCGACUACCAUACAUGUCAUGGAAUUAGGCGCCAAGGACGGGGAUACCCACAGGCAGGCACAGGUUCAAUGUGAUGACACGGUAAACUCGGAAAAGCCGAGCUUCCUCUGCAUGUCCGGGCCUGGCGCCGCGCUUGCCGGUCAGAACCGGUUUUAUACGGAUGAGCCGGCCUUGGCAGUCCAGAGCGGAGUGGUGCGAAUAUUCUGUGACUGUGUACAGACGGCGGACGGUGGCCGGUGGUUUUAGUUUUGUGUGCGAGUGGAGAACACCGAACUUGUAAAUCGACUCGACAUGGCGUUGCAAUGCGUGCAUCGGUACUGCAAUGGAGUGGUGUUGCUUCUCUUGCUGAGUAGCCAGGGUUCAGCCCAGGGACUCGCAGCGGACUCUUCUCUCCAGCUGAACGUUCCAUCCGAGCUCAUGGACCCCCCGACAGCUCCCAGACACCGCCGUGCCAGCGAUAACCCACUGGACUGCGACGAGAACGAGGAUAUUUGUGACAUCUACAGUCGAGCGUUCCAGUCCCUACCCGGGAUGCGCACUUCCGACGAGCCAACACUACGUAGCGUAUCGCGACAGACAUGCGCGACGCGAUGUGCACUACGGGCCCCCGCCUGCCGUCAUUUCAGCUACCAGUCGCAGAAGCAGCUCUGUAUCCUUGGUUGUCGUCCGGGAAGUGCUUCCUGCACUCCUAGUGGGGAUCUAAUGAAGGACUCCUCGUGGUCGUUUUACUUCCUAAGUGCAAGUCGACUGGCGAGUAUCACCAACUCCGUGAUCCUGGCGCUGCAGAAUCGAGCGGCCUUCGGUGGUGUUGAGGUGCGCAACAUCAGCGAUGCGCUCGAAGGGGGCCGGUUCGGCGGCGGAGACCUGAGUGUCGGUGCCGAGCCGGCCAUUGAGAAACUCUUCGGCUCCCCGGGACCUCGACCGGCCGGCGGCGCGGCGGCGGACAUGAUUGCCAACGGCCGGACCCAGCUCCUGCCGACGGACUGCGGACGGGUGCCGCUGUCUGCCACUGCCCCAGCCCCCGUGCCGAGUAUUCUCGGCGGAGAGGCUGCGUUUCCCGGACAGUACCCGUGGCAGGCGCGCAUCCUGGUCAGGGAGGGUCACAGCUACGUGCACCGCUGCGGUGGAACCAUCAUCACCGAUAGACAUGUGCUCUCUGCCGCUCACUGUCUGAGAGACGUCUCCAUCAGUCGAGUGGAGGUGCGCGUGGGAGAGACCGACUUUGACGACCUGGGACUGUUCUCCAACUCUCUGCAGAUCUUCUCCGUGGUCAACAUGAAGUUCCACGACUCCUACCUGUCUGACCUGGCCGGAGGCACCUUCUCCAACGACAUCAUGAUGCUGCAACUGCGCCCGUCAAACGGCAGACUGAUAAAGUUUGAUGAGCUGGUGCAGCCAGCGUGCGUUCCUCGCUCGGGCCUCGAGUACCAAGGUCUUCGCCCAGCCCAAACCCUCGAGCCACCCCUUAGCUGUAACGUCUCUGGCUGGGGAAAAACGUCCCGCGAGGCCACUGUUACUUCUCCAGUCCUACGCGGAGUCGAGAUUCCCCUCGUCAGCGACAGCUACUGCGGUUCACCAGAGGCCUACGGGCGUCGUUUCCAGUCGCAAAUCAUGUUCUGUGCAGGGUUUACUGACGAGGGUGUCAACCGCGACUCAUGCGGUGGAGACUCAGGCGGGCCGCUCGCCUGUCCGUUGCUCGACUCAGGCCUGUUUGCGGUCUAUGGAGUGGUAUCUCACAGCCAUCCGAAGGGCUGCGGCCGCGAGCCGGGAAUGUAUACCAAGGUGUCGUACUUUACCGACUGGAUCCUCAGUGCUGUGGAGACCCAAGUGUGACCGGUAAAUGACAGAGUGGGAGGGUGUGGGAAGGAGUGAUGCGAUAGAUGCUGUAAACUGGAGUGAUAUGAUGUGAAGAGGAAUGGCUGACUUAUGAUGUGAACGGGAAUGAACAAAGGUAACGUGAAAUCAUCCUAAUCGAUAUCAUUGAACGAGGGCAUAUCAUGAAACGCAUUGGAUGUGGCAUAUAUAGGAAGUGUGGAUUGUUCAAUAUAUGUUCGUAUGGUUGUUCGUAUAUUCGAAACGAACGGCAAAUGCUUUAAAGUUUAAAAUAUACGUGGGC